Lycium barbarum (goji berry) is the source of this 1476-nucleotide messenger RNA. Its product is annotated as NAC domain-containing protein 73-like. Gene Ontology annotation, biological process: regulation of DNA-templated transcription. Bases 243 to 1130 code for a protein of 295 amino acids. The record is from RefSeq and is a predicted model, not a curated record. Gene Ontology annotation, cellular component: nucleus. Lineage: Eukaryota; Viridiplantae; Streptophyta; Magnoliopsida; Solanales; Solanaceae. The transcript is spliced from 4 exons. Gene Ontology annotation, molecular function: transcription cis-regulatory region binding; DNA-binding transcription factor activity.
CUUUCACAUAACACAAGCAAGAUAAUUUGACCCCCACCCCCUGCACUCACCAUCUAUGUUCUCUCUCCCUCUCUCUCUUUAGGUUUUUUCACUUAGCUACUAGACGAAAGAUCACUUCAAUCACAAAGAAGAGAAGAAAAAGAAGAAGAAAAAAAGUUUACCUUAGGAGAAGGAAGCUGGAGAAGGAAGUUGACCAUAAUUGGAAUGAGCAUAAGAGCAAUAUUAUUACAAGAGAGAUCAUCAUGCCAUGGUGCAAUGAAUCAAAUGAUCAAGAAUCACUCCAAAUUAUCAAAGUUCCAUUAGAGGGAAAAAGUGUUAUAGUCACCUCAACAUUAGUUGACCAUCAAGUUAGAAAAAUAAUCUGUCCUUCAUGUGGCCAUAACAUAGAGCUUCAAGAUCAGAGGGGAAUACAUGAUUUGCCUGGUCUACCAGCUGGAGUGAAGUUUGAUCCUUCUGACCAAGAAAUUCUUGAGCAUUUGAAAGCAAAAGUCUUUUCAGAUACCCAUAAUAUUCAUCCUCUUAUUGAUGAAUUCAUUCCAACCAUUGAUGGAGAAAAUGGAAUUUGCUACACUCAUCCAGAGAAGCUACCAGGAGUGAACAAGGAUGGUCAAGUGCGUCACUUUUUUCACAGGCCUUCAAAGGCAUACACAACAGGAAAUAGAAAAAGGAGAAAAAUUCAUAUAGACAGUACUCAUGAUGAUGAUAGUGGUGAAACAAGAUGGCACAAAACAGGAAAAACAAGGCCAAUUUUCACAAGUGGAGAUUUAAAAGGUUACAAGAAGAUUUUGGUACUCUACACAAAUUAUGGGAGGCAAAGGAAACCUGAAAAAACAAAUUGGGUAAUGCACCAAUAUCACUUAGGUGAUAAUGAAGAAGAAAAAGAUGGUGAAUUGGUGGUUUCAAAAGUUUUUUACCAAACACAGCCUAGACAAUGUGGAUCAAGUAUUAAAGAAUCACUCAACAAGUCACCAAGAAUAUCAUUAAACAGGCAAGAUCAUAGUCCUAUUAUAAAAACCCCAGAUUUUAUUGAUUAUUAUAAUCAUCCUCCUUUUAUUUCAUACCAUGUUGGGAGCCAAAACUGUGAUAGCUCAUCUAUUUUUAAUGUACCUUCAAAUUCAAGGGAACAAUGAGGAAGUUAUAAGGAAGAGAUAUUAAUAUUAGUAAUUUAAACAUUGAAAAGAACAAUAAUUUGGGUGGAGGAAUAAGAGUUGUUACCUGUAACCAAAUAGAUGUGUAGUUUCCUUUUACUUAUGAAAAAUUAGAGAGAUGUGAGCAAUGAUAUUAGCUUAGGACCUUUUUUUUUGUUUUUUUGCUUUUCCUGUUUCUAAGGUAGUGAAUAGUGUUCAUUGUUUAUACUUGUUAUUGAUGAGUUAUGUACUUAAAAUGUAAUGUGAACAUUAAUGACUUAUUUUAUUACUUUUGAAAAUUUCAGCAUGUUCCUGUUCAUGAUUUGGAUUUAAUUUGCUAAUUUGGAAC